Molecule: messenger RNA, 1004 nt
Organism: Anopheles merus
Lineage: Eukaryota; Metazoa; Arthropoda; Insecta; Diptera; Culicidae
Exons: 2
Coding region: 550-987 (145 amino acids)
Source: RefSeq, a predicted model, not a curated record
CCUCGACGCAUCGCUUAGCUUCGCACCACGGUGGUAGUAUGAUCAGAGAGUGAAACGACUACUACCAAACUACUACAUCGCCGUUGGUGCGUGUGUGUGUGUGCGUGUAGAUCCCUUCAGUAAACAAUGGGAGAUUUUGUUUGUAGCAUAGCGAGGAUGGCUGCACGAUCGAUGAUCACCAAUACAAACGGUAGAGGAGCAUCGUUGGAGAUGUGCCGAAACACACAAACGAUGGGCUAAUUUGCUUGAAUUUGUCAAUGGCCCUGGAAAUGAUGCUACGAAAUACCAAAGCAUAAUGGCGUACGAACUAUUGCAAUGACAUGACAACUUCCUAAAGACAGCUUCACUGCCUUGGCGGUCGAUCUUUUUGCUAUGACAGUCAGGUCCGCCAAAGUUCCUAUGCUCCUCUUCGUAGCAAGUUGGCUCCAGAGCACACUGGGAGCUCCAUCUUGCAAUCUAAAACCCCCCCUCUGUACAGCAAAGGGAAAGCAUGGCAUUGAGAGCUUUUAGCCACUUCGGUUGCUACGAUACUCUCGGCGCCUACUCUCUAUGCUCUCUUCAUCUCUGCGGAUUGCCUUUCCGUUUGCCUUCGUGCCGAUCAGCAACGACCACGACGACGACGACGACGACGACGAUGCCGAGCGUGAUGAUCAUCCACAGCUACAUCCGCAUACGCUGGAAGUUCGCUCUGGAAAACGGCCUCACGGGCAACGACGUCAUAGUGGUCGGAUCCGCGAUCCGGGUCGGUUGUGUGUAGCUUUUCAGAUUCGCAACAUUUUACGCGCUCUCGUUCCGUGCUGCCGUGGCCGUACCACCGUUCCGUCGCAGCGUUGUGUGCCACUUGGGGUGUUCGGUUGGGCAGCCGUUGGGGGGACUGGGGUUGUGUGCAGUGGUGCAGUUGUGGCGCGGUUGUGUCUCGAUUCAACCCGCUCUAGCAGCCGCUGCUCUACCCCAGUAGUGAUGCGGGGGAAACGACGCGUACUCUAGAGAGGAAGUGUGUUCAC